Molecule: messenger RNA, 1581 nt
Organism: Clonostachys rhizophaga
Lineage: Eukaryota; Fungi; Ascomycota; Sordariomycetes; Hypocreales; Bionectriaceae
Source: the annotation of a GenBank genome assembly
AUGGCAGACAACCUCCCCUCCUCUCGUCCGUUGCGCUCCGUGGCGGAGAUCCUCGCCAGCGACAAGACAUCCGUUCUGUCACUCGCACCAUCCCUCGUUCAGCUUUAUGCCCUUCUGGCCCCAGCCUGUCUUGUUGUCUGCGCAACCAAUGGCUAUGACGGUUCAGUCCUCACAGGUUUGCAGGGUGUGACAGCAUGGAACAAUCAGUUUGGAAGCCCCAAGGGCUCACUGCUUGGGAUAACCAGCGCCUCUUACCCCCUGGGUGCCAUCGUUUCCACACCCUUUUCUGCAUGGUUGUCCGAUAAAUACGGCCGACGCUCCUCGAUCCUCAUCGGCAGCUUCAUCAUGAUCAUCGGCGUCAUUGUUCAGUGUGUCAGCACCACCAUCGGCCAAUUCAUUGGCGGUCGUGUCAUUGUCGGCUUCGGUAUCACUCUUGCCCUGGCCGCAGCCCCUGUCCUCAUCUCCGAGCUCGCUCAUCCUCGUCACCGAGUCUUUUUCGGGUCCCUGUACAACACCAGCUUCUAUCUCGGCGCUUUACUCGCAGGCUGGGUAGCUUUCGGAAGUUACCGCAUCCCGAGCGCCUGGGCCUGGAGGCUGCCUACUCUACUACAAGCACUCCCGGCUUGCAUCCAGAUGGUCUUCGUGUGGUUUCUAGAUGAAUCGCCUCGUUGGCUGUUCUACAAGGAUAGAACUGACGAAGCUCUAAACAUCCUGAUCAAGCAUCAUGGGAACGGGAAGCUUGAUGAUCUGGUCCAGGCUGAGUACUGGGAGAUGAAGGAGACGCUCCAGGCUGAGCAGGAAGGAGAGAAGCAAAGUAUCUCUCUGUUUAUCAAGACCCCAGCCAACCGUCGACGGCUCGCCAUUCUUGUCACUCUGGCCGUCUUCGGUCAAUGGAGUGGAAAUGGACUAGUGUCGUACUACCUCACCAAGAUCCUAGCAAGCAUCGGAAUCUCAACCCAACGAGAACAAACAAUGCUCAACGGAAUAAUCAGCACGGUCAACUACGCCACGGCCCUCUUCGCAGCCGUCCUAUCGACCAAGAUCGGCCGCCGCACCAUGUUCAUCGGGGGCGGCAUCGCCAUGUUCCUCACCUUCUCAGCUUUGACAAUCAGCAUCGCCGUCUACAACGAGACCGGGUCAGUGGCCGCGAGCAAAUCCGGACUGGCGUUUAUCUUCAUCUACUACACCUCCUUCAACAUCUGUCUAAACCCGCUGCUCUUCCUCUACCCCACCGAGAUUCUACCAUACAGGUUACGUGCCAUGGGCCUCAGCAUCCUCGUGUUUUCGACAAAGGCCGCAUCAUUCUUCAAUCAGUUCGUCAAUCCGAUUGGCAUGGAUUCUCUGGGCUGGAAGUACUACCUGGUGUAUGUUGGCUGGCUUCUUGUGGAAAUCUGCGUCUUUUGGCUACUCUACGUUGAGACCAAGGGGUACACUCUUGAGAGAAUCCAGGAGGCGUUCGGAGAGGAUAUCAAGUUCGACGGUCCAGAGGAGAAGAAUGGACCGACGGUGGUCGAUACUGUGUUUGAAAACAAGGGUGACGAUGAGUCCAGCUCGCAUGUGGAGAGGGCAAAGCAUGCCUAG